This is a messenger RNA of Lytechinus variegatus (green sea urchin), 1702 nucleotides long. RefSeq names its product beta-amyrin 28-monooxygenase-like. Gene Ontology annotation, biological process: sterol metabolic process. The transcript has 9 exons. Lineage: Eukaryota; Metazoa; Echinodermata; Echinoidea; Temnopleuroida; Toxopneustidae. The record is from RefSeq and is a predicted model, not a curated record. Gene Ontology annotation, molecular function: heme binding; monooxygenase activity; oxidoreductase activity, acting on paired donors, with incorporation or reduction of molecular oxygen. The coding region runs from base 389 to 1681 and encodes 430 amino acids.
CAUCAGCAGAAACACCACCAGAUCAUGUGAAUUACAAGCAGCAUUGAUAGAGGCACAAAGCACAGCAGCUGUUUGGUCAUAGGCUUUGCCAUAACUUGGAGGAAAUGCCUGGUUUGAUGAAAGGGGUCUAGAUUUGCAGACUAAUUGACCUGAUCAGGAUUUGUUUGAAUACUCUGUUGAUCUCGCACUCCAAAUUUGAACAUAUGCUAGGAUUCUCGGAACUUUCGAGUCAGGUGUCUCAAUUAGGAGCUGAACCUGCAGACUAGUCAAUGUCAUCUUCACCAUCACUGCCAUCGUCAUCAUCAUUAGUUACCAUCAUCACCAUCAUCAUCUCCAUUGCCAUAACCACCAUCCUCACCAACAUCGGUCUCAUCCUCUUCCCAUCGCCAUGGCGACCCCUAAAGGGAAGAUCGGCUACCCCAUCCUUGGAGACAGCUCUCUCGAGUUCUACCGGAACGUCCCGCUUUACAUCAACAGCCGGAUCGAGGAGUAUGGCGCCAGGAUCUUCCAGUCGAGGAUUCUCAACAAACCCACUGUCUUUGUGUGCUCAUGCAGUGCUGUCAAGGAGCUGUUGACUGAACACCAUACCAAGAUGAGCCUGGGAUAUAAAGCCAUGCUCCACCAUCUCUAUGGCGACAACAUCAUGUUUGAGGAGGCAACCGAGGCCGACAGACUCCAUGCCCUGAUGCACCACGUCUUCAUCCAGAACGCCUUGCCAAACUUUGACCGGAUCGUCCAGAAGUUCAUCCAGAGGCAUUUCAGUAACUUGCAUUCCAGUGAUUCAGUUCAGGUGUAUGAGACAUUCAAAUUGUUUGCGACUGAGCUCAUGCUAGCGCUGUUCCUUGACCUUGAUGCUACCGAUUCUCCCGAUCUGGUCCACGAUGUAGCAUCGCUGGCCACCACACAUUGGCAUGGGGUGAUAUCUGUUCCCCUGAACUGGAAAGUUUCUUAUUGGUCUUCAUCCUGCAAACAAGCUGUAGAAUCUAAGGACAAACUGUUGGAGCUGAUACGAACACGUCUUGCAAGCCAGGCAGACAAGGGUUCUUUCUUAACAAGAGCCAGGCAAGCUGGAUUUAAGGACCAGUCAGAGCUUGAACACCACAUUCUACCCUUUGUUUCCGCCCUGGUGCCGAAAGCAAUCGCUUCACUCCUGACGUCGUUCACCCUGGCCCUCUGCUCCAAAAGCAAGGAUAACAUGCAAGUGAUUGCAAGAGAGAGCAGCGAUUAUCUUGAAUACUGUUUGCUGGAAACAGAGAGACUAUGGCCCCCAGUGCUAGGGGGGAGGAGACUUGUUAGAGAGGAUUUCAUACUUGAUGGUUACAAAGUGCCCAAGGGCUAUGCAGUCAUCUACGUCUCCUCCAUCGCCCACCGAGAUCCUGAUGUUUUCAAGAACCCAAACACCUUUGAUCCAACAAGAUGGGCAGACAAUUCCAAAGAAAAAGAGAAACUGCUAUUUUGCUACGGUGAUGGGCCUAGAUGCUGUGUUGGUACAUCACUCAUGAAAAACUUGAUUAAGAAAGUGAGUCAGUACCUGGUUGGUCAUUACAACUGGACUUUAGGUGAGCAGGAUGAAGAUCUUGAUUACAAAUGGCUACCCAUGGCUAGGCCAAAAGAACUCUCGGUCAGUUUCACUAAAGUCGACCAAUCCGAGGCCUUGUCUGAACCAACAGGGAAGGAAUAAUCUGUAGAAACAGAAAUGACA